This is a messenger RNA of Leucoraja erinaceus (little skate), 4968 nucleotides long. RefSeq names its product Na(+)/citrate cotransporter-like. The transcript is spliced from 12 exons. Gene Ontology annotation, biological process: monoatomic anion transmembrane transport; citrate transport. Gene Ontology annotation, cellular component: membrane. NCBI's taxonomy places the organism in Eukaryota, Metazoa, Chordata, Chondrichthyes, Rajiformes, Rajidae. Gene Ontology annotation, molecular function: succinate transmembrane transporter activity; sodium:dicarboxylate symporter activity; citrate transmembrane transporter activity. Bases 9 to 1814 code for a protein of 601 amino acids. The record is from RefSeq and is a predicted model, not a curated record.
GUGAGGAGAUGCUGUCGUGGCUGAGGGCGCUGCGGGGGUUCCCCCACCCGUUCGCUCUCACUAUCAUUCUGCCAAUCCUUCUGCUGCUGCCACUGCCCAUCGCCAUAAAGACCACGGAAGCCUACUGUGGAUUCAUCGUGCUCCUGAUGGCCGUGUACUGGUGCACCGAGGUCAUCCCUCUAGCCGUCACUGCCAUCCUUCCCGCUCUCCUCUUCCCGUUGUUCGGAAUCAUGACGUCCAAGGAUGUGAGCAAGCAGUACAUGAAAGACACCAACAUGCUCUUCCUUGGCGGGUUGAUGGUGGCGGUGGCCGUGGAGACCUGCAACCUCCACAAGCGCAUCGCACUGCGGGCCCUCCUCUUCGUUGGCGUCCGGCCCGCUCUGUUGAUGAUGGGCUUCAUGGGCGUGACGGCGUUCCUCUCCAUGUGGAUCAGUAACACGGCCACCACCGCCAUGAUGGUGCCCAUCGCCCAGGCCGUGCUGGACCAGCUCGACACCACCGCGCCACCGGUGGGAGAUCCAGAGCCGGGACAGGGAGAGACUGCCGGAGAGCAGGAACUGGAGGAGAAGGAUGCCACAGAUGAAGAGAAUCAACCAGCUCUGAUCUCUCCAGUGGUGCAGACUCAGGACGCUGACGUGGAGCGGGAGGUGGAGGUGGAGGUGUCUGCGGUCCCGCACAGCGAUGCGCAGAAAGAGCAGCAGCGGCUACGGAAGAUGCUCUCCCUGUGCGUCUGCUACUCCGCCAGUAUCGGGGGCACGGCCACUCUCACCGGCACCGGCCCCAACCUGGUGAUGAAGGGGCAGUUCAGCCAGAUCUUCCCCGAAAGUGGAGAUAUAAUCAACUUUGCCUCCUGGUUUGGCUUUUCCUUCCCGAACAUGCUGAUCCUGCUGACCUGCUGCUGGCUCUGGCUGCACCUGCUGUUCCUGGGAGUGAACUUCCAGAGUUGUCGUAGGAAGAACUCGCCGGUGGAGCAGGCGGCCUACGGCAUUAUCCAGGAGCAAUACCACAACCUGGGUCACAUGUCCUUCGCUGAGAAGCUUGUCCUCAUCCUCUUCGUCCUGCUGGUGACCCUCUGGUUCACCAGGGACCCCGGCUUUGUGCGCGGCUGGGGCUCCCUCUUCAACAAGAAAGGCAAGAAGUAUGUCACUGACGCCACAGUGGUGAUGUUCAUCACGUUCCUCAUGUUUAUAAUGCCGUCUCAAAGGCCACGGCUCAAGGGCUGGGCCUGGAAGAGGACAGUGGAGGCUGAGCCAGGCAUUGACUCCAGGGAGCGGAAGGAUCACCGCUCUGGCCGACUGUUGGAAUGGAAAGAGGUCCAGCGGAAGCUGCCCUGGAAUGUGGUGCUGCUGCUGGGAGGAGGCUUUGCCCUGGCCAAAGGAUGUGAGGCAUCGGGCUUGUCCUUGUGGCUGGGCAGACAGCUGCUGCCGUUGAAGAACCUGCCGCCGUGGGUCAUCGUUGCCCUGCUCUGCAUGCUCAUUGCCAGCUUUACCGAGUGCUCCAGUAACGUGGCCACUGCCAGCCUCUUCCUGCCCAUCCUGGCCUCCAUGGCCGUCUUGAUCAAGUUGAACCCUCUCUACGUCAUGAUCCCAGGUACUCUCUGCACCUCCUUCGCCUUCAUGUUGCCAGUGGCCACUCCGCCAAACGCCAUCGUCUUCUCCUACGGCCACCUCCGGGUGACCGACAUGGUCAAGGCGGGGUUUGUUCUCAACCUGGUCAGUGUGGUGUCGGUCACCGUGGCCAUCAACACCUGGGGCCGUCUCAUGUUCCAUCUCGACACAUUCCCUGCUUGGGCCAACGUCACUAACUUCGCGUGACCGGCAGCAGGGAGACGGCUGCCGUGGACGUCACUACCCGCCAGUUGCUUCCGACAGUCUGGUUAAUGGCGGGAGGCCCGGGGACAAGGCUACGUGGAGCGUGUGGAUGGUGGUUGGUGUGGGGUGUCUCGACUCACUGUCAGUGCUUGAAUUUACAUGAAUAAAACAAAGUUAGUGCACCCGGGCAUGUCUGUCAGCCUGCAAUCCUCUCGCUGCAUUUCACACAGCCGUGAUUCAUUGAAUGAUACAGCAUAGAGGCAGGCCCUUCAGCCUACCCAGCCCCUGCUGACCAUCGAUCAUCCAUUUAGUUAAACCACUUGUGCCUCCAUGUACUCACACAAUUUAUAGAGGGCCAAUUAACAUACAUACCCACACGUCUUUGGAAUGUGGGAAGAAACCUGAGCACCCGGACGAAACCCAUGCAGUGUGCCUCACAGCACCAGUGACUCUGGUUCGAUUCUGACCUCAUAAACUGUCUGUGUGGAGUUUGCAUGUUCUCCCUGUGACCCUCUGUAUUUCCCCCGGGUGCUCCAAUUUCUUCCCACAUCCCAAAGACUUGCGGACUUAUAGGUUAAUUGGCCCUCUGUAAAUCGUGUAGGGAGCGGAGGCAAAGGUUUGUAGCUUAAUUGUCCUCUUUAAAUUGUCCCUCGUGUGUAGGGAGUGGAUGGGAAAGUGGGUUCACACAGGAGUAGUGUGAAUGGGAUGAUCGAUGGUCGGUGGGUUAGCUGUCGGCUGUGGAUAGCCCUUAGUGUGGGUGAUGGAUGGAAUUUGGCAGGAGAUUGAAUGAUUGAAUGAAAUGUUACCAUCAUGUGACAGGUCAGUGAAAUUCUUUGUUUUGCAAAGCAUGCACAAAGUAUGCAAAGAGUCGACAGUUACAAUGAGAUGAUGGGAAUGUGGGGAGAAUUUUUUUAAACGGUAUGAAUUAGGAUUGGUGAAUGGUUUUAGUUUUAGAGACACAGCGCGGAAACAUGCCCACCGAGUCCGCACCGACUAGCGAUUCCUGCACACUAACAUUAUCCUACACACACCAGGGGCAAUUUACAUUUGUACCAGGCCAAUUAACCUCCAAACCUGUACCUCUUUGGAGCGUGGGAGGAAACCGAAAAAUUCGGAGAAAACCCACACGAUCACAGGGAGAAGUGUAUUGGCAGCACGCGUGGCCAGGAUUGGACCUGGGUGUCCUACGGUGUACGGCAGCAACUCUACCCCCAGCCGCCCCCAGAGUGAUCGAUGGGCAGCGUGGGCUGACCAGCCUGAAUCCGUGCUGUCGCUCUGCCAGUGGUUCUUUAUGUGUACAGUCAGUCCCCCAAAGCCCAUUGCUGCUCGUUUACCCUGCGCUCAGCCCCCCCUGAGGGGGAAGUGCAGUCAAUCUCUGGGGGGUUGUUGGCGAACUCUCCCAUCCUCAUCCGUCACUGUGCUGAAGGGUAGAGACUGAGCUCCCCCAGGUCGAGCGCUUGUCACACGCACAAGACCAAUCCUCAGACAGACGUUGUCUGCAGCAGGUCUGAAAACAAGCCAAGGGUUGUUUACCAAGUGUCCAGGUCUGCUAUAAUUAAUUGAAGGAUACCACAUGGAAACAGGAUCACGGACAAUAGACAGUAGAUGCAGGAGUAGGCCAUUUGGACCUUCGAGCCAGCACUGCCAUUCACUGUGAUCAUGGCUGAUUAUCCACAAUCAGUACGCCGUACCUCAUAUCCCUUUACUCUGCUUUCUUUAAGAGCUCUAUCUAACUCUUUUGAAAGCAUCCAGAGAAUCGGCCUCCACUGCCUUCCGAGGCAGAGAAUUCCACAGAUUUACAACUCUGGGUGAAAAUUUAUUUCAUCAUCUCCGUUCUAAAUGGCCUAACCCUUAUUCUUAAACUGGUGCCGCUGGUUCUGGGUUCACCCAACAUCGUGAACAUGUUUCCUGCCUCUAGCGUGUCCAAUCCCUUAAUAAUCUUCUAUGUUUCCAUGACAUCGCCUCUCAUCCGUCUAAAUUCCAGUGUAAAGCUCAGUCGCUCCACUCUUUCAACAUAUGACAGUCCCACUAUCCUGGGCAUUAACCUUGUGAACCUACACUGCACUCUCUCAAUGGCAAGAAUGUCUUUCCUCAAAUUUGGAGGCCAAAACUGCACACAAUACUCCAGCUGUGGUCUCACCAGGGCCCUGUACGACUGCAGCAGGACCUCUUUGCUCCUAUACUCAACUCCUCCUGUUCUGAAGGCCAACAUGACAUGAGACGCACUAAUGCUCCUCCACCAGGCCAAGGCACCGGCCCUUAGGGAAGCCUGUCAAAGCGGUUUGCGUGUGAGUAACUGCAGUGCCUGCUGUAGCCCGUGCACACUGCAGCUGCUGCACCCAGUGGAGGGAAUGGGGCAACUCACAAACCAUUGGAGGAACUCUGUCUCCACAAGAUGGCACUGUGGCACGGCUGGUAGACUUGUUCCCUCACAGCGCCUGGUACACCGGUUCGAUCCUGACCCCGGGCACUGACUGUGUGGAGUUGUCACUUCCUCCCUGUGACUGCAUGGAUUUCCUCCCACAUCCCAAAGAGGUGCGGGUUGUUCUCCAUAAAUUGCUCCUUGUUAUCAGGAAUGGAUGCACAAAAUGGGAUAACAUAGAGCUGCGAAUGAUGGUUAGUAUGGACUUGUGGGCUGAAGGGUCUGUUUCCAAUUGGAGAAUUGGGACCAUUCAUCAAUGUGAAGAAGAGUCCCCACCUGAAACAUUAUCUACUUCCAUCCACAGAUGCUGUCUGGCCUGCGGAGUUCCUCCAGCACUUUGUGUUUUGCUCAAGAUUCCAUCUUGUGCAGUUCCUUGUGUCUCCACUAUGGGAGUUGGUUUAUGUUGGAUUAAGUUGUACUGAGUGUGUAGGAAGCAACUGCAGAUGCUGGUUUAAACCAAGAUAGACACUAAAAGCUGAAGUAACUCAGUGGGACAGACAGCAUCUCUGGAGAGAUGGAAUUCCCGUCUGACCUGCUGAGUUACUACAACUUUUUAUAUCUAUCUUAAGUUGGAAUGAAUUGAGUUGCCCUGGGUUGAGUGGAAUGGAUUGGAUUAUGAGGUUAGGUUUAAUUGGGAUGGAUGUUCAUAAGAUCAUAAGUGAUAUGAGUUGAACUAGGCCAUUCAUGGCUGAUCUAUCACUCCCUCCAAACCCCAUUCUCCUGCGUUAUCCCCAU